CCCCUAUGUAGGGCAGAUACACCGUCAGUGCUAUACGACAAACUUCAACAGCAAUGAUUCGUGUUUGGAUGUUGACGUGGCCUGUCACGCCUCGGGAGCAGUCACUGCAGGAUGAGGAGAAACGGUCUAUAGCGCUGGAACUGAAGGCAAAGAGAUCCAAAUCAUUUCACGCACUGAAAGCAUAUUUUUCAAAUUUAGGUUCUACUUUCAAACAUCCGAAAAAUUCUGAACAUGACGAAGCAGAUGAAAUGAUUGAAACCGAAGCGGAUGAAGAGAUCGAAGAAGAACCCGCGGAAGUCAAGCGAGAAGUUCCUGUCACAAAUGUUGAUGUCAAUAAAAUAAUAGAAGAGUUCCAGACAGAGAAGGCAGUGACUGUGGAGAAGGUCGACAUUAUAGAGAGUGUCGAAGUGGUAGAGGUAGAGCCAGUGCCUGAGGUGGAACCCACCAUAGAUAUACAACUGGAAGAAGUAGAGACGCCAAAGGAAGAGCCAGUCCAGGAGGCAGAAGAGGAAGAACCGGCCCAGAUAGAAGAAGAGAAUGUAGAGACUAUAGAUGUGUUUGCCAUGAUUAAAGGGUUUGAGCACAUCAAGAAAGAUCCUAAUGCAAAGAAAGUGCCGAAAGAGUUCCGGAAGAGGACAACAGUGACUCUGACGAAACAAUGACAACACGUGAACUACAACUCAUUAUGUCGACAAGUUACAUACCUAUCUACCAACCUACAAAUGGGCGCUCGCUGACUUGUUGAUACAUUUCUUCCUAUCCCAGAUGGGUAGAUUAUAAUUUAUGUAACUGACUGGACUGUCUGCUCCAUCCAUGUACAGGCCGCCGUCACAUUGUUGGGAUGCUGUUCAGUGCCUCGUCACACAAACAUCACAGAGAUAUAUAGUGUUAGUACUGGAAUGAAAGAACAUCCAAUAUGGGUGAAUCUGUUUCCCCGAUGAGAUGAAAUAUACACACGUACUCUCUCCUUCUGUAUCGUGUGCAAGAAAUGCGAAUAUUUCAUGUCCAGGUGCGUGUAAGGUAUGGAUAAAAA
Molecule: messenger RNA, 1033 nt
Organism: Haliotis rubra (blacklip abalone)
Lineage: Eukaryota; Metazoa; Mollusca; Gastropoda; Lepetellida; Haliotidae
Product: probable serine/threonine-protein kinase kinX
Exons: 3
Coding region: 54-662 (202 amino acids)
Source: RefSeq, a predicted model, not a curated record